AUGACGUCAAGCGAAGCCUCCGGUACUUCCUCGGGUGGUGUCGUUGUCAAUUCCGGCGAACCCUGGGCAACCGCGACGAUGUUCGACACGUCGGCGGUACCGAUUUUCACGGGACAAAACUACUCCGCGUGGAAGUUUAAGUUCCAAGUGCUCAUGAUGGAGCGGGGACUUUGGGGUCUCAUCAAAGGAACGGAGAAAAAGCCGACGGACGACGAGAGCGCCAUCGCGGCAUGGAAGAAGAAGGACCAAAAGGCGUUCGCUACGCUAAUCUCGCGGAUCGGCAUCAACCUCGUGAGCUCGGUGCGCACGUGCAUCAAGCUCGAAGCGUCGGCGCAUGAAGCGUGGAAGCGGCUCGAGACAAUGCACGUGAACAAGACUCUCCACGGCAAGAUCCUAGCCCGGAACGCGUUCUACACGGUGAAGUUGCGCGCGGGCGAAUCGAUGCACGAGUAUGCGACUCGUGUGGAGGAACUCGGGGAAACAUUCUUGGACCUCGGUGGAACGGUCACGGAGGAGGAUUGGAUUCUCACCUUGCUUUGCGGCCUUCCGGAAGAGUGGUCGACUGCGAUUACGACACUCGAUAGCGUGCAAGGCACUUGGACGAAGGAAAUGUGGUUGGUCGGCUUCUCCAUGAGGAAUCGCGUCGCCGACAAUUCGCUAAUGAAAGUGUGGAGACCGCCAUGUUCUCCAGAGGGAGUUCCGGAGGAAAGUCCAAGUGGAGCAAGGGUGCGACGAAGAAGUCAUACAACGGAGUCGAUCGUGUUAUUGGCCGGUGACGGGACCAACACUCCAAACGACGCGUGGUUCCUCGACACCGGCGCAACGCAACACAUGACGCACUCGGCAUCGUUCCUCACCAACGUUGGUGCACCGCGGGACGUCAAGCGUGUCGUCUUCGGGAACAACAAGUCGCUACCGGUGGUUGGAGUUGGGAGUACGCGUCUCAUCGUCGAUGGCGGACCGGUUGACAUCACGAACGUGCUUCACGUUCCGGGGUUGAAGGUGAAUCUACUCUCCGUCACUCAACUCGCGAAGAAGGACGUGAAGGUCACCAUCGACGGCGAGACGAUGAACCUCUUUUGGAAGGGGAAGCAAUUCGCACAAGGCGUUCUCAACGGAGAACUCUACCAACUCAAGACGCACCCGGGAGUGGCUUCACCCAACGUGGCGCAAGGUUCAAAGGCGACUCUUAAGGCGUGGCAUAAUCGGCUUGCGCACGCCAACUACGACUCGGUCAAGGAGUUGGUCAACAAAGGACUCGCGAAGGGAGUCAACGUGAUCGCCGGCGACGACGAGAAGGGCGUGUGCGCGGCGUGUGUCGAAGGAAAAAUGGCUCGCAAGCCAUUUGGUAGCCGUACCUCUCCCCUCGCUAAGGACCCGCUUGUGCUUGUUCACAUGGAUGUGUGUGGACCGAUGCGAAACGCAUCAAAGGGAGGAGCGCGGUUCCUCUUGGUGAUGCUCGACGACGCGACGCGGAUGUGUUGGACCCGACUCUUGAAGGCUAAGGGAGAUGCGGCCAAGGCGAUUCAAGAGUGGGCGCUCGAAGUUUGCGACGACGACAAGAAGCGGAUCAAGGUCAUUCGUACCGAUGGUGGCGGCGAAUUCGUAAACGCGGAGCUCGAGAAAUGGAUGAAGAGCAAGGGCAUUAAGCACGACGUCACAACACCCUACACACCCCAACAAAAUGGAGCGGCGGAACCGCUUAAUCGCACAUUGGUGGAAGCCGUUCGUUCUCUUCUUCAACACUCCAAGCUUGGGAGCGAGUGGUGGGGUGAGGCGAGUUCGCUAGCGGCGUGGAUUCGCAACCGUUUGCCGAAGAGGGUGCUCCCGGGAACGACUCCGUUCGAAGCAUGGACCGGAACGAAGCCGAACCUAUCCCGCCUACGCACCUUUGGGUGCCUUUGCUACUACCAUGUACCGGAUCCCCUUCGUCACAAGUUGCAACCGAAGGCUCGUGCGGCAAUCUACUUGGGAGUUGCGGCGAACGAGCGUGCGUGGCGCGUGUGGGACUUGGGUGAAAGGCGCGUCGUCACAUCUCGAGACGUGAUGUUCGACGAAGACAAGUUUCCGACGAAGGAACAACCAACGCCGCAACUCACCGUCGUACUUCCCGCACGAGAGGAAGAUGAAGCGGUGGAGGUUCCAUCGCAAGAGAAGGAAGCCGAGAAUGGAGGGGGAGAGAACGAGGAGUGCGAUGACGAUGUCGUGGAGGUGCCACCAACCGAGGAGGCAACUUCCUCCGCACCUUCUUCCCUACCAUUGGCGUUGACCCGUGGGCGUCGUACACCUCGCCCCAACACGAAAUGA
This is a messenger RNA of Closterium sp. Yama58-4, 2307 nucleotides long. NCBI's taxonomy places the organism in Eukaryota, Viridiplantae, Streptophyta, Zygnematophyceae, Desmidiales, Closteriaceae. The record is from the annotation of a GenBank genome assembly.